Messenger RNA from Arachis ipaensis, 498 nucleotides. The record is from RefSeq and is a predicted model, not a curated record. Lineage: Eukaryota; Viridiplantae; Streptophyta; Magnoliopsida; Fabales; Fabaceae.
AUGGCUUCGUAUGAGGCUCUGUAUGGACGGAAGUACCAGUCUCUACUUUGUUGGUAUGAAUAUGGUGAAGCAAGUGUAUUAGGUCCAGAUGUGGUAGCAGAGACUACUGAAAAGAUUAAGAGAAUACGAGAAAGGAUUUUGACUGCUCAGAGUCGACAAAAGAAUUAUGUGGAUCAGAGAAGGAAACCGUUAGAUCUAGAGUUUGAAGUAGGAGAACAUCUAUGCAAGUACACGUCGGAUGCGGCUCAUGUGUUGGAGCCUGAAUCGGUCGAGUUGGAAGAGAACUUGACUUUCCAAGUAACGCCAGUGAGGAUCGAUGACACUAGUGUGAAAAAGCUGCGAGGAAAGGAUGUCUCAUUGGUUAAAGUUGUUUGCGAGCGAGCAGGAGUAGAAGAGCAUACUUGGGAAUUGGAGUCUGAGAUGCGAAAGGAUUAUCCUGAACUUUUCUCAGUUGAUGUUGGAAUUGAGAGUGAUGAAAUGAGAAGGAGAAUAUGGUAA